This is a messenger RNA of Didymosphaeria variabile, 1428 nucleotides long. RefSeq lists its product as uncharacterized. The coding region runs from base 1 to 1428 and encodes 475 amino acids. The transcript is spliced from 3 exons. NCBI's taxonomy places the organism in Eukaryota, Fungi, Ascomycota, Dothideomycetes, Pleosporales, Didymosphaeriaceae. Gene Ontology annotation, molecular function: monooxygenase activity; heme binding; oxidoreductase activity, acting on paired donors, with incorporation or reduction of molecular oxygen. The record is from RefSeq and is a predicted model, not a curated record.
AUGUCCUCGUCGCAAACAUACCUUCCCAGUCCACACAUCCAUACCUUUCUCUACGAACACUUCUACGUCUUGCCAAUCGCCUUCUUAUCUGCCUACAUCCUCUACCAACGCUUUUUCUCCCCUCUCGCACGCAUUCCAGGACCCUUCCUCGCCUCUCUAACAGACUGGUGGUACGUCCGCGCAACUCGUACCGAAGCCUGGAACCGCGUCGUCGUCCGCCUGCAUGACAAGUACGGCCCUCUCGUGCGCAUCGCACCUAAUGGAGUCUCCGUCGGUACUCCCAAAGCUGUCCGUCAGAUAUACCCCGUGAGCGCGAGCGCAUACCCGAAGUCGGACUGGUACAGCGUCUUCCGGGGGACGCGCAAGGUGGAUUUAUUCGCGGGGCAGGAUCAGAGGGCGCAUGGACAGCAUAGGAAGAUGAUUGCGAGGGCGUAUGCGAUGGAUACGCUGCAGGGUCUAGAGCCGUAUGUGGAUUAUUGUCUUGAGUUAUUGGUGGAGCAGUUAGACAGGAGGGUGGGACAGAGGGUGGAUAUGGCGAAGUGGGUGCAUCUGUUUUCAUUUGAUCAGAAACUCAUGGACUUGGUAGAUGUCAUCGGCGAAAUUACCUGGUCCGCAAGCUUCGGCUUCAUCACCGCGGGCGCCGACGAUGGCACUUUCAAUACGAUCCGUACCAUGGGUCGCUCAGGCUGCUGGCUCGGACACGUCCCCUACGUCUUCCGCGCGCAUGAGUUCCUCAAGCCCUACAUCGGCAACUGGCUCGGCAUCAACGGGCGCCACGGCGCAAUGCGCGACUUUGCGAUGCGCGAGACUGCCCGCCGGUUUGAGAAUCCCGGCGGCAAGAAAGACCUCAUCAGUCGCUUCUUCGACGCGCAUGAGAAGAACCCCGAGGAGUUCACUUACACGGAUGUGAUCAGCAUGGGGACUACACAGGUUAGUGCGGGAAGCGAUACAAUAGCCGUGAGCAUUCGGGCCAUCAUAUACCACGUGCUGCGAAAUCUAGCUGUCAAGGCGAAACUCGUGGCUGAGCUCGACGAAGCGAAGCGCAAAGGCGAGCUGAGCAACCCGAUUAAGCAUGCAGAGGCGGCAAAGUUGAAGUACUUGCAAGCCGUCAUCAACGAGAGCUUGCGUGUGCAUCCAGCACUUGGUGUGAAUCUUCCCCGUGUGGUACCGCCGGGAGGCGCAACCAUUGAGGGGCAUUAUAUGCCGGCCGGGACGAUCGUGAGUAUGAACGCCUGGGUUGUGCAUAGAGAUAGGGACGUGUAUGGUGCAGACGCAGACGUCUUCAGACCAGAGAGAUGGUUAGAAAGGGACACUGGCGAUAUGAACAUCGCCGCGCAAGAACUGUCAAAGUUUAUACCAACUUUGUUUCUGAAUUACGAUAUGGAACUUGCGGAUCCAGAGAAGGAGUGGAGGGAAGAAUGCUUGUAA